Messenger RNA from Fusarium musae, 882 nucleotides. RefSeq lists its product as uncharacterized. The coding region runs from base 1 to 882 and encodes 293 amino acids. Lineage: Eukaryota; Fungi; Ascomycota; Sordariomycetes; Hypocreales; Nectriaceae. The transcript has 2 exons. Gene Ontology annotation, cellular component: membrane. The record is from RefSeq and is a predicted model, not a curated record.
AUGUCAACAUGCCACGCGCUCCAAGUCCCAAACACACAAUGGAACUUCUGUCCCUCCGCAGCUGCCUCUAUCCUAUUCCUGGUACUCUUUACCCUCACAACCGUCGCUCAUCUCAUCCAAGCCAUCCAAUACCGAUCAACGUACUGCUGGGUCAUUAUUAUGUCGGCCUUCUGGCAAGUCUUUACCUACAUAUUCCGCACUGUUAGCAUCUACAACCCAGCUAGCUUUGACUACUACGCCACAUGGUUCGUCGUCAUUCUCGUUGCGCCGCUGUGGACCAAUGCAUUUGCCUAUAUGGUGUUCGGACGUAUGGUAUGGUGCUAUACGCCUGAUGGAAGAUUGUAUGGCGUUAAGGCUUGGCAGUUUGGGUUUAUUUUUGUGAUAUUGGAUAUCAUCGCUUUUAUUGUUCAGGUUUAUGGUGCGGCGCAGGCUGCUACUGGAAAGGAUAAGACGCUGGCAGAGAAGCUCGAUGCUCUGCAUGUCUACAUGGGCGGAGUCGGGCUCCAGCUGUUUUUCAUUCUCGUUUUUGCUGUCUUCGGAGUACAUCUUUUCCGCAGGCUUCGCGGAUCGAACUUGGGCUUAGAUUCAGGAACGCAGAAGAGGUCUAUUAUGAUGCUCUUUUAUGCUAUGUUCAUUGCUCUAGCUCUUAUUGUACUGCGAAUCAUCUUCCGUCUUAUAGAAUACUCUCAAGGCCUUGACAGUGACAUUCCGCGUCACGAGGCUUACCAGUAUGCGCUUGACUCUCUACCCAUGCUAAUUGCUUUGGUAGCGUUCAACGUGGUUCAUCCGGCUCGCGUUAUGGGCAGCAAAGAGGCCAGCAUGCCGAAGUUUUGGCAGAGAAACAAAAGGCAUACCGAGAUACAGUUGGGCGAGGUAUCUUGA